Messenger RNA from Caenorhabditis angaria, 3583 nucleotides. Lineage: Eukaryota; Metazoa; Nematoda; Chromadorea; Rhabditida; Rhabditidae. The record is from the annotation of a GenBank genome assembly.
AUGCACGUGAAAAAUUGAGGUUUACGUUUCGGAAUUUUAAUUUUCAAUAAAAUGAUAAUUUUUGCAGCCACUUGCAUGUUCGACACAAAAAGUGACACCAAAUGAUGAAGAUUACGAUUCUUUUGAUGAUUUUGUACCAACUCAAAAACAAGAAGAAGAUGAUGAAAUUGAAUCAUCAUCAUCUUCUGAGGCUGUAUCUUCAGAUGAUAGUGAUUUUGAGCCGACAAAUGAUGAAACUCAACCAACUCAAAUUUUCCAUCCGGAAAGACAAAUGAGAAGUUCAAAAGAAAAGGUUAAACUUUUAGAAAUAAAAAUUAAAAUCCAGUUUUUGAUUUUCAGGAUGUUGCAGAAUGCUCCGAAAAUAAAACAAUCAAAAAGUAUUUUACAAGAAAUAAUCAAGGAAAAACUGUGGAAUUGGAUGAAGAUGAAUUUGUAACCGAAAAAAAGCCGCUUCAAUCAACCAUUCAAGUGACAGAUGUGCAGAAAUCAGAAUGGUCAAAAAUGUUGGAAGCACCUCCAGAAGCUCUUGAAUGUUUGAGAAUAAAUUAUGGACAUCGACAAUUUCGUGAUAAACAAUGGGAUGUUAUUCGAAAUGUUUUGAGUGGAAAUGAUCAAUUUGUAUUAAUGUCAACUGGAUAUGGAAAAAGUGUUUGCUAUCAACUUCCAUCGCUUUUACUCAAUUCAAUGACAAUUGUUAUUUCACCUUUGAUUUCUUUGAUGAAUGAUCAAGUUACAACUUUAGUAACAAAAGGGAUUGAAGCAAUUAAACUUGAUGGAGAUUCGAAAUUGACGGAUUGGGGAGAAGUUAUGGAAAAUUGUAGAGAUAUUCGAUUUUUAUAUAUGUCACCGGAAAUGGCAACUAGCCAAAAAGGAUUGGAACUUAUGACAAAUUGCAAAGAUUGUGAGUUGAUUUUAAUACAAUAUAAACAAAAACUAACAUAAAUUAUUUUUUUCAGAUAUUUCGUUGAUUGCAAUUGAUGAAGCACAUUGUGUUUCUCAAUGGGGACACGAUUUCCGAUCUUCAUAUCGAUAUUUAUCUUCAAUUCGAAAUCGAACUGAUCUUUGUCAUAUUCCUGUGAUUGCUUUGACUGCAACUGCAACUUUGAGAGUUCGACAAGAUAUUAUUGAGAAUUUGAAAUUGAGAAAUGCAAAAGUGACGACGACGUCAUUCGAUAGAAAAAAUUUGUAUAUUUCGGUGAAAUCGGCAAAAGAUGUUUGUAGCGAUUUGGAACCACUUUUACAAUUGGAUGAUUCGAAAGGAAAACAUUUUGGAGGACCAACUAUUAUUUAUUGUCAAACCAAACAAAAUGUUGAAGAUAUCAAUAUGACAUUAAGACGUUGGUUUUUAUUUUUAUUUUUUGGAAAAUAAUUAUACAAUAAUUUUUGUGUUGAAAUUUCGAAGUUCAAAGAUUUUUCAAAAAAAAAAAAUGCAGGAAAAUCCAGAAUUUUCAACCGCUUUUUAAUUCCAGGUCUUGGUGUAAAGUGUUCUUCAUAUCAUGCUGGACUCACAAAAAAUCAGCGAGAAAAAGCUCAUCAGGAAUUCAUUCGGGAUAAAAUCACAACAAUUGUAGCGACAGUUGCUUUUGGAAUGGGAAUUGAUAAACCAGAUGUGAGAAAUGUGAUUCAUUAUGGAUGUAAGUUAUUUUCAAUUUAUUUAUUUCUUUGAAAAAAAUAAUGUUUUAGGUCCAAAAGAUAUUGAAUCAUAUUAUCAAGAAAUGGGAAGAGCUGGUCGAGAUGGAGGACCAAGUGUUUGUCGUGUUUUCUGGGCUCCAAAAGAUAUGGCAUUGAAUAAACAUCAUUUGAGAAAUGCGAAAGUAUCAGAUGAAGUUGCUGAACAUCUUAUAACAAUGCUAAAACAAUUGGAAUUAGUAUUAACAACUUCGAAUUGUAGAAGAUUGUGGGUGUUCAAUUAAUCAAUUUAUUGAAAAAACAAUGUUCAUAAUUUACAGCCAACUUCUCAAACAUUUUGAUCCUUCAACAGUUAAACCAAUUCAACCACAGUCAGAUUGUUGUGAUCGAUGCACUGAAUUAUUGAAUGGUAACACUGAAACAGCAUCAACUUCAAAUUUAAAUGUGGCAGAAGAAGCUAGAUUAAUGUUUACUGUCAUUCAAGAUUUGGGUUUUGAUGGUAAAACUGGAAUUGGAAAAGUUAUUGAUUUUUUGAGAGGAAAUGUACGUUUAUUGAACAGUGCUCUACUUAAUUUCAUAAAUUACAGGCUAAAGAAGAAUGGCGUGUGAAAACAUUCACACAUAAAAGUUAUUUUGGAAAAGGCAAAGAAUUAUCUGAAAAAUGGUGGAAAGCUCUUGGUGCGUCACUUCGAUUAGCUGGAUAUUUGGACGAAGUUAAAUCAUUUCAAAUGAGAUUCGGAUCUUGUAUUUCACUUUCAACAGAAGCUAAAAAAUGGCUGAUGUCGAAUUCGAAAGAACUGAAAAUUGAGGCGAAUCCGAUGUUGUUGCAAGGUAAAUUUGGAACACCGAAAAGAAAUGUUGCGGCAUCGGCGAGUUCUUCGAAAUAUGUUAAACUUGGAGAAGAUGAACAACGAAUUCUUGGAAAUGAGAAGAAACGAAAUUAUAUAAGUGGAAUGGAACACGAGAAACUAUCUAAAAUGUCAACACAAGAAAAACAAAUUGAAGAUCCUGAAAAAAUACGAUUAUUGAGAAAAUGUUUGGAUGAUUUACGAAUGGAAAUGGCAACAAUGCAUGAAGUUGCGCCAUUUCAAAUUGUUUCCAAUACGGUUUUAGAUGCAUUCGCUAAUUUGAGACCUGAUUCGUAAGUUGGGAAGAAGUUUUCGUUGGUUACUAUAGUCUAGCCAUCGAAAAAAUAAUAUUCACAGUCAAAUGUUGUAAAAUAAUAAUGUUUUAAUUGCAGAGUUUCCAAAUUAGAUGUUAUUGAUGGAAUGUCGACUUCACAAAAAUCUCGAUAUGGUUUACGAUUUAUUAAUUGUGUUGUCGAGUUUGCGAAUGAAAAUGGAAUGGUAUUGAAUGUGAAUUUAAAUGAAACCGUUAGUUUUUUUUCGAAAUUAAUUUAAUGUUAUACUUGUGAUAUUUAGAUUCCUGAAGAUAUAACACAAAAAAUGGACACAGAAUUGACUGAAGCAAUUGGUCGAGUAUAUCGAAUGCAUAUUAUGAAUCGAUUAGAUGCUAAAGAUAUUGCUACAGCACGUGGUAUUUCAGAAGGAACAGUUUGCAAUUAUUUGACUACUUGUGUCGAAAAGGGGUUUCCUGUGUUUUUAGACAAAUUGAAAAUCAAUCGAAAAAUGAUUGCUGUUGUUUUAAGUACAGCCAGACAGAACUUGAAUUCAAGUAAGAAAGGAAAUUUUAAAAGUAUUUAGAAAAACUCGUAUUAUUUUAAGAUAUUGUUCGUUUGGCACCAUGGAUGGAAGCAUUGCCAAAAGAUUUCAUUGAUUAUAAUCGAUUGAGAAUUAUUAAAGCGAUUUUAGUUUAUGAAUAUGGAAUUGAAAAUGAAAAUAUUGAAAAAGAGGAAGAAGUUGAGAAUAACAGAAUGGAAAAGAGAAAACAUGAUGAUAUUUCAAAGAAUACUGUAGGAAGAUCUAAACCGAAUGCAAAAAAGUUCAAAUUGUGA